AUGCAUAAUUUUCUGUUCGAAAAUAGACUAUCAACUUACUCAACCUUUAGUCCUUUCGGUUCUACCAAAAACUCUAAACCAGGCAUAAUAACAAAGAUAAAAAACAAGAUUUAGGAUUUAUUCCUACCCUCAAUUAACCCAUCAAGUACAAUUUAACGGAUACAAUACUAUAAUGAAUUAAAUUUAGAAAAAGAACUAUCUCAUUAAUUUAAAAAUAAACUUGCAAUUGUAGAUCACCUUCUACCUAAAAAAGAGGAAAAUAUAACUUUAAAGCGAAAGUCCCUCUAUACCUUUGAUGAAUAACGCGAGGAAGUUGUCUAAAACGAAAAUUAAAUAUCAAAAGAAGCCUAAAGCAAUAGUGUCAACAGAAAAAUAGAUUAGUCACCUUAAGUUAACGAAACCAAGAAAUAAAAGAAGUUUAAAAAAAAUCAUGCUAAAAUUGAAAAACCUAGAAAAAUGGAAGCAGACUAAUAAUAGAGAGACUAUGAUUUUAAUAAAAAAUCUUAGAAUUAAAAUAUUGAAUCAAAUUAAGAAAAUUCCUCGGGUUACAUAUCAAAUUAUUAAACAUAAAACAAUGAUUGUUUCAAAGACUGUAUCAAAUCUGCAACUCCAUAUAAGAAAUAAAAAGGAUUGACAAAUGAAUAAAUGGAUAAAAAAAAUUAAGUUGAAAUUUAAUCUUUUAAAUAAGAUCAAAAAUUUGAUUCCCAAUAGAUGCAUGAUUUAAAACAGUAAAUCUAAGAAACUCAAAAUGGUAAUUCCAUCGUUGGCGUCAAAUAAAUUAUUUAAGAAAAUGAAUUAUUUUCAAGUUCUACUGGUACUAAUACAAAAGGAGAAAUUAUGGAGUCCUUAUUGAGAAUUGAACAUAUUUUUUAUUCUCAAAAGUCUGAUUCCGAGAUGUUAGAGGAGAAACGCUCGAAUCAUAGCUAACUUGAAAUUUAGAAUAAACUAUUUUCUUACUUUCACUCAGAUCUUGAAGAACGAAUUGAUUUUGAUAAAAAAGCCGAAUUAGAAUAAAAUAGAAAUCCAAAUGAUGUCAAAAGUACUAAAAGUAUUAAUUAAAAUUAGACAGUCCUAGAAACAUAGUAAUAAUAAUAAUAAUAAGUUAAAAAAUAAAGAAAUUUAAUAUUAGAUUCAGUAAUUAUAAACUUAUAAAUUCAAUGCAGUCGUUAGAAAUAAAUUGACUGUAAGGAAGAGCAAUAAAAAGUGAUUUCUCAAUAGUCAGAUUAAUAAAAAUUAAAUUAAGUUAUUUAAGAGGAUAGUAUCAUUAAUCAUAGUUAUGAGAAAAUUUAGAUAUCCAAUAAACAAGAAUUGAAAUUGCAAUAUAAUACCAUCAAAUAGGAAGAAAUUUCAUAAUAAACAUAAGUUGAAAAAAAAGUCCAGCAUGGAUAACUUCAAAAAUAACUAGAUGAAAAACUUGAGACUCCUCUAACUUAAAAUUAAUUGUCAACUAUUAAUUAAGAAGGCACUCCAAAAACUCCAAAGAUUACUUAAGAGAUUGAUCAAUAGAAACAAUUAGAUGCAAAAUAAGAUUAAAUGUAAAAGCAAAACAAUCCAUUUUUAGAUACAAGUUCUCAUAUCAGCUCAGAUUAAGUAAGUUAAUAUUUUUUGUAAGGUUUUUUAACAGGAAAUUCUUAAUUUCCUUUACAAUAGUAACAAUGUACAAGAAAUCAAAAUUUUUUAGAUUUAUUUAAGGUUUAGACCAAUAAUUAACUUUUCAAUUUCAAUGUCCCUUUACAAAAUCAAGGAUAUCAAACUUAAAACAUAAAUAACUCAUAAAAUAUAGCUUAAAAGAAUGAUUCAAGCUUGGUUUAUAAGCAAAUGGAAAUCAUUGAUCAAAUACCAUUCUCAGAAUAAUUCAAUGUAACUUAACAAAACAAUUAUCAUCAAACAAUAUCCAAUUAUUUUACACCGAAUUUUGAAUAAAAAUAUUGCCAACCUGCCACCUAUUAGUAAUCUCAAUCAAGUAAUGAGUUGAUUAGUUACUAAGCACCUAUAUAGCAAUAGAGCCUGUUUCCAUAAAUGCAGUAAUCUUCUUAUCAAAUAUCAAGCAUUAAUUUAUUUUAAUCAAAUUCCCCUUAGCCAAGCACCAAUAUGAAUUGUUGCUAAGAAGAAGGAUGUACUUUCAUUAUUUCAAGAUACAAGUAUGAAGUAGGAUUAAAGUAAUAAAUAAAACAUAAAUUUAGAUUUAUUUGUUAUUGA
Messenger RNA from Paramecium tetraurelia, 2199 nucleotides. RefSeq lists its product as uncharacterized. NCBI's taxonomy places the organism in Eukaryota, Ciliophora, Oligohymenophorea, Peniculida, Parameciidae. The transcript has 3 exons. The record is from RefSeq and is a predicted model, not a curated record.